Molecule: messenger RNA, 1873 nt
Organism: Poeciliopsis prolifica (blackstripe livebearer)
Lineage: Eukaryota; Metazoa; Chordata; Actinopteri; Cyprinodontiformes; Poeciliidae
Product: UDP-glucuronosyltransferase 2C1-like
Exons: 2
Coding region: 191-1663 (490 amino acids)
Molecular function (GO): UDP-glycosyltransferase activity
Source: RefSeq, a predicted model, not a curated record
CCCGGAUUGUGCGCGGAAUGGCGUAAUAACAGGGAGGAACCUGCUAGUGGACUGGACUCGAUACACCUGAUGAUUUCAUAUGAAGCUAAUCUACUGUUUCAGGGCUUUGGUCCUGCUCAUCCUCGUCUCCUGAUGCUGCAAAGGAGGACACAUACUGGUUCUUCCUAUCGAGGGCAGCCACUGGAUAAACAUGGAUGUUUUAGUAAAAGCUCUGCACUCCAGAGGACACAGCCUGACUGUUAUGCGCCCCAGCAACAGCUGGUACAUUAAAGAUAACUCUUCAUAUUACAGCACAUUCACAGUUCCCGUGAAGAGGAGCUUCUAUCAGAAGUUCAUUACCAAAAUCAUAUUUGACAUCAUACAGUUUGAGCGUGGGGCUUUACCUUUGACCAGUUUCCCUUAUGCUUCGCUUGGGAUGUUCAGCACUACCCUGGAGAUUCAUAAGGCUGUGAGUGAAUAUGUCUCAGCCAUGUUGGAUGAUGCAGAGUUAAUUAGAACCCUGAACAACACCAAGUUUGAUCUGGUUCUCACUGACCCCUGCUGGGGCAGUGGAGCACUUUUGGCCAGAUAUUUAAGCGUUCCUCUAGUUUUUAAUGUUCGCUGGAUAAUAUCUGAAGAAGGUCAAUUUGGCAUCGCUCCAUCACCAUUAUCAUAUAUUCCAAUCACAGGAUCUGGCUACACAGAUAAAAUGACCUUUUUCCAAAGGGUUAAAAACAAUAUUUUAUACUAUAUCAUCCGAAUGAAUGAUAUGUUGGUCACUAAGCAAGUUUACCAGCCACUUUGUGAGCAAUAUCUUGGACCUGAUUGUGACUUUGACCAUUUAAAGAUAGAUGCAGACAUCUGGCUCAUGAGAACCGAUUUUGUCUUUGAUUACCCACGUCCCACAAUGCCUAAUGUUGUGUACAUGGGAGGGUUCCACUGUAAACGUGCAGAACCACUUCCUGACUACAUGAAGGAGUUUGUGCAGAGUUCUGGAGAGCAUGGAGUCAUUGUCAUGUCUUUAGGAACAUUUGUGCCUGCUCUCCCAGAUGAUCUGGCAAAUGAGAUUGUAACAGCUUUUGCAAAGUUGCCACAACAAGUCAUCUGGAGCUACAGAGGACCCAAACCAUCCACUUUGGGUAACAACACUUUACUGGUUGAGUGGAUGCCACAAAAAGACCUUUUAGGACAUCCUAAGGUAAAGCUAUUUGUGGCUCAUGGGGGAACAAAUGGACUUCAAGAGGCCUUGUGUUAUGGAGUCCCAGUAGUGGGUUUACCCUUGUUUUUUGAUCAGUAUGACAAUCUGCUGCGCUUGCAAGUAAAAGGUGGAGCUAAAAUUCUUACACUUGGUACAGUGGACAAAGACAACAACUUCUUGAAAGCCAUACAAGAAGUCUUGAAUGAACCGUCAUACAGGCAGAACAUGCAGAUACUUUCCAGGCUGCACAGAGAUCAGCCAAUGAAGCCAAUUGAUACUGCCCUAUUCUGGAUAGAAUACGUCAUUAGGUACAAAGGUGCUGGACAUCUGAAAGCUCAGUCCUAUAGAAUGCCCUGGUAUGUUUACCACUCUGUAGACGUAGUCCUGUUCCUGAUGGGUGCAGUACUGCUCACGCUUCUAGCUACAGUCAUGUUUAUCAGGUGUUUAUGGAAAUCUGUGUGUGGAUGUAAAGUAAAACUUGAGUAAUGAUUAGACAUAUUCAUUAAUUUAGCACUAUGAAUAUUUUCACAAGCUGGAGACAAGAUUGAAAGCAGUAACAUUAACUUGAUGGACUCUUUGAAUGCUUGUAUUGAAACAUAUUUGGAGUCUAACAAUACUACAAAUGGGUUUUGUUCAAUAUUAUAUUGGUGGCUAAGAAAAUGUCAUUUUACUUUUGUAUUGUAAUCCAGAAUGUCC